This is a messenger RNA of Arachis ipaensis, 1096 nucleotides long. The record is from RefSeq and is a predicted model, not a curated record. Lineage: Eukaryota; Viridiplantae; Streptophyta; Magnoliopsida; Fabales; Fabaceae.
AUUAAGCAAAACCUAACAGCAUCCCUUGAGGUUCAAGAUGGAGAGGAUUGAAAAAAGAAAAAUGGACAGGAUUAGUGCCCUACCGGACUCCCUCAUCGGCCACAUUCUGUCCUUCCUCCCCACCAAAACCGCCGUUUCCACCAGCCUCCUCUCUCGCAGGUGGCGCUACCUCUGGCAGCAUCUCCAAGACUUCAACUUCCAACUCGACCAAGACGACCAGGACCAGGACCAGGACGAGGGCGAGGGCGAGCAAUACCACUGGUCCUUCGUGCACUUUUCUGCUUUCGUAAACGGAGUUCUUGUGCAGCGUAGGAAUCGAGACAUCCGCAAGUUCCGUCUCUUAUCCAGCUACGCCGUUGAAGGCUCGUUCCAUGAACGUUCUCUGAAUUACUGGUUGCUUGCUGCCAUUGGACCUCAACUCCAGCACCUUGAUCUUUCUUUGUAUGUUGUGGGUCCAUACAACUUCAUGUGGUUUCCUUCUUCCAGCGUCCUACGUGGCAUCUUCAGUUGCACUUCUCUCAUUUCACUCACUUUGGAUGGUUUAAUAUGCGUCAAGAAUAUCUCGUCUGUUCAUUUGCCAGCCCUCAGGACCAUGAGACUCUCCAUCGGUGGAUCGUUUCCCAUGGACAAGAUUUUCUCUGGCUGCCCGCUCCUUGAAGAUCUUUAUCUCCAUUUUAACGUAAGAAACACGCCCAAGAUAAAUUUUCCUAAUUCCUUGAAGAGGCUGGAAGUUCAUGGUUGCAAGUUAUCUACACCUAGAGAAGUUGAAGUUGAAAUAGACGCUCCGGCACUUGAAUAUCUUACUUUCUUCUUAUUUAUUGGACUAAGCCAGUUUACUGUCAACAAUUUGCACAAUGUGAAAGUAGCAGAUCUUAAUCUCUGUCCUAGAGAAUGCCAGGGGGAAGACCAUCUCUAUUAUAUACAUAUGCUUCUAAAUGCACUCAACAGAGUAAAAAAGCUCCACCUGCGUAGUUCCACAAUAGAGGUUGGUUAUUCAAAUCUUAUUAAUAUUCUUGCGGAUUCGCAACUGUUAAUUGUAGCUUUAAUCCUAUGCUUGUCUUCCGCUUCAGGGCAUACUUGGUGCCCCAGCUUUUAA